UCCCAGCCCAGUAGAGGAAAACCAAAAACUUUUUCUCUUUCAUUUGGUAUCCACUUCCUGUAUUUUGCACAUCACCAAGCGGGGUGCAUCACCAAGCGGGGCGCUAGGCACUCGUCUUGCAAGCUACACUGCAAAAAAUAUCCACCUCAACUAAUGAUUUUUCCGUUAACGUUUGCUGUUAAAAAAGUUCCCGGAACCUGCAAAAGUAUCUUCGCGUUGGCAGUAAAACCACGUCAUUCUGUCAAACAACUCCCCUUUUUACUCCCUGUUGGACCAACAUCCACAGUUUAGGAACAACUGGAUAAAGAUUUUGGAUCACAAGCACAACCAUGAUGACCGGAUUUCGGCUGAACUUGACGCCGCUGAAGGAGCCUCUGGGCUUCGUCAAACUAGUGGAGUGGCUCACGGCCAUAUUUGCUUUUGGAAGCUGUGGCGGAUUCUCAGGGAGCAACAUCAUAACUCUCCUCUGUGGCGACGGCAGCAAUGAAACACUCAAUGCCAACUUUCACUACCCGUUUAGGUUAAGCCAGGUCCCUCUCGUCAACGUAAACACCACUAUUUGUAACCACUCUGUGACGACGACACACAUGGUGGGAGACUCGGCCUCCUCAGUGGAGUUCUUUGUGGGCAUCGCCAUCAUCUGCUUUCUGUACAGCAUGGUGGCUCUGUUGGUGUAUUUAGGCUACAUGCACGUCUACAAGGACUCUGACUUUGGACCCAUUUUUGACUUUGUGGUCACAGUGAUCCUGGUAUUCCUGUGGAUGGUGUGUUCGUCCGCCUGGGCGAAGGGUCUGCAGAAUGUAAAGGAUGCAACAGACACUGAAGGGAUCAGCGCCACACUGGCGCUCUGCAAGGGGGGCAACGUCACCUGUGAGGUCACGGAGUUCGCCAACAUGCGGACCCUCAACAUCUCUGUGGUGUUUGGCUACCUCAACAUGUUUGUGUGGGCGGGCAACGCAUGGUUUGUGUACAAGGAGACCAGUUGGCACUCCCAGAAAUUCUCUUCUCAACCCAGACCAGGAAGGCAGCAGGUCCCCGCACCCAUCUAACCUUCAGUACAAUAUAAGGCAACACAAACCCGCAGUCACAUACAAAUACUCACAGACACAGAAAUCAACAUGUACACACCACACCUAGAUAAGACUCAAACAGACACAAUUUGAGCACAUGUGCAUGAAGCCAUUACUAUACAUACACACACAAACAGAUGCUCUGUGAAGACAAAAUGAAGGCUAAAUUUACAGAUGGUCAGUUUAAAAGCUGAUGGUUGGGAUGUAUUGGAGUUUGUGCUUAUCAAUACAGGAGCAGCUGUGCACAUUAAUGGCAUACUUGAACUGAGAACAGUUCUAACAGCAAUGUAAAUUUCCCAAAAGAUUUGCUCUGAAGGUCUAAGUAACCCUGCAGCAGUAGAAGGCAGGGGGAAGAAAAAGUGCCAUAACUAAGGUUUCAUGUGUAUUUUAGCCUUAUCUUUCAUUUUAUUUUUCACUUUCACCUGUUUCAUAUUCUAUAGCAACACCAAUGCAAUUAGUAAGUCAAAUCAUUUUCAACGUGCCUUCUUACAAAACUUCCUAGAAGGUUUCUUAUGCUUUCAUAAGCACAUACAUGCACAAGCAAUGACCAAAUGUGUUACUAUUUUAUUUUUUAAACUUAAGUUUUAUAGCAGCAUUAUGGCUUAUGAGCUUUCCUUACUUCUUUGGUCCCAUUUUAGGAUACUGGUUGGAUUUAUUAUGUUUAAUUACAUACUGAUGAACUUAAAGUACUUUGAACACAUCAGUUUGCCUAUGACAUAAAAGCAACCGCAAGGGGCAAGAUUAGAUUUUUUUAACAUCUGCAGUAAUAAGGAUAAUGUGAUUGUGGUUGUCAGGGUAACAGAAAGGGGUAAGGUGGUUGUCUGUGGAGCAAUAUGAAGCUUAAUACCAUAAUAUUAGCAUAUUACAUUCAUUGUAAUUUCUUGACAUACAAUUUAUUGCAUACAUUUGAUACUGGCUUUGAAAUUGAGCCAUGCAUAUUUUAUAUGUUUUUAGAUUUAGAGCACCUUGGGUAUCUAAAAAAAAAAGUGACUCACUCAAAUAUUAAUUAAUUCUUUCAUUCAUUGACUUUCUCACAGUUAGCACAUUUGCCCUCUAGUGGUGGCUAGCAGGUGUAGCAAUGUCUAGACAAAAACCAAACAAGGGUUAUUCCUAGUAGGUUGAUGAGGUCAGACCAUUUAAAAGUCUUUUUCCUGUUCUAUAUACAGGUUGACAGGUUAGAUUUAUUAAACACACUUCCGACAUGAACCGUGUAAAAUGGCCUCCAGCCAAAAUAUUAGUGCACCAAACAUGCACAGUGCGCUCAUAUGGUGCUUGAAAUGCUUUCAUGAUGUCCUUUAAAGCACUGUGAGGGUGUAAAUCCAUAAAUAAUAUUGAUUGAGAGUUGAUAACUUAAUUAGAAAAUCCUGCCUUAUGAGUGCAGCCAAAAUAAAUACUGUCUGAAGUCUUUAAUCUUUAUUAAGGUACCAGCUGAAGGUUAAACGCUUCAUUAAUUGUGUCAUUUUUUGUUGCUGUUAUGAUUUUGAAUGUAGUUGUUAGUAUUUGAAUUGUCAUUCCUCACUUUCUUUGCAUCACUUUUUUCUUCCCUGUUGAAGCUUAUUUCAUAUCUCCCUGUGAUGUUAAAUCAGUUAUUUUGUUGUUUUCUUGUUUUUUGAUUGUCUAGGGGGUUUUUUUAUCCUCCAUGAGACACCAAACCAAGUGAGCUGGUGUUAUUUUUAUAAAUUUGUCACUUUUUGUCUUAUUUUUCAUUUUAUUUUUCAUUACAUUGAUGAUUAUUUGAAGGUAUUUCUGAUUUUCUUUUUUUGUUAUGUUGCCUCUUGAUAUAGUAAAAUUGUAAGUGGAAUGAUGUGAAUUCAUUUAACUUUGCCGAAGCACAAAGUUAAAUGAAACAACAAAUGUGUGUGGUAUACUGGUUAUGCCUCUGCACUCUUGUAAUCAUCAUCUAACUGACUAUAGCUUUGUCAAUGAUUCCUAUGCAUUUAACCUGCCAAACUGUCUUAUUCAAGAGACAUUCAUUCACUGUGUGACAUGCACAAUUUCAAUAUACCAUUGUUUGUUUUUUUAAAUAAAAAUUGAGGAUUUUUUCAAUAA
Messenger RNA from Micropterus salmoides (largemouth bass), 3119 nucleotides. It is a transcript of the gene sypl1, whose product is annotated as synaptophysin-like 1. The coding region runs from base 330 to 1049 and encodes 239 amino acids. Gene Ontology annotation, cellular component: synaptic vesicle membrane; synaptic vesicle. Lineage: Eukaryota; Metazoa; Chordata; Actinopteri; Centrarchiformes; Centrarchidae. The record is from RefSeq and is a predicted model, not a curated record. The transcript has 6 exons.